CCGCUGAUGAAGCCCUGCUUGAUGGUUGUUGGCCUUUCACUCCGCUCACCCUAACCUCAAGUCUGUGAGCUUUGUCGCUAAAUUCGCAGCAUGGUCCUCAUUGGAGAAUAUACCAUAAAAUUUUGGCUGGACGAUCUAUCGAAGUCACUCUAUUGCGCUUCCCGAUACACAUGACCUCCGAUCGGACGUCUCCAGAAGUCCCAGCUAAAGACUGCCAAGUCUGCAGAACGCGUCGUAUCUCCUGUGAUAGAACGCUCCCCCAUUGUCGAAAGUGUGCUUCACGGAAACUUCAGUGUCCUGGAUAUGGGAUCAAUCUACGAUGGGGCCAAGGUGUCGCAAGCAGGGGUAAAUUGACGGGACAGGCAAUACCGGUCCAAAAGAAUUCCCAGACAUCGCAGGUCUCUCAUCGCCGAGUAGACAUCGCUGUACCCAAUGUGGACCUUCAACUACCGGCCCGAUGGCCCGGCUUGCCCUUCGACAGCCUUACUGCUCAAUUGCUCGACCACUUCGAUCGAGGCGUUGCUACAAGGCUAGCAUGGGUGGAUGACCUCCACAAUCCUUGGAGAAGCGUAGUAUUACCUCUGUCGCACGACUCAUCAACCGUACGAUAUUCAGUGCUUGCUCUCGCAUCGAAGGACCUUGCGGCCAAGUAUCCAGCAGACCAUCAUUGGGCACAGUCGCUCCAAGCCAUCUCCCGUCACAACCAAAACGUGGCCCUGACCUGGUUAUCAAGAGACAUGAGACACCUACUUCAGGAUCCGACCGCGGCUCAAAGCAAAGAUCAAGCGAGACAUAUCCUCGCUUCUGCUCUCCUUCUCUACAACCUUGAGCUACUAACAGCACCGGCUGCCCAAUGGCGAAUACACAUACAAUGCGCCCGGGAAAUCAUUCAGUGGAACCUACAAUCCGCCAGCAGUGCACUAUACACAAAUGUGGCCGAUGUAUUCCUAUUCUACGAGUACUACUACACGUCUGUCUACAUCGGAUUAACCACAUUCGAUCCAAUCGACCAGCUACAAGAUGACUUCCCGACACAUGACAACGUCACAGUAUUCAGUGACUUCAUUCGAAUCAUGCAUAGCGUGACCCGCGCCGAGCGACAAACAUACACUACGCAGCCCAUCUCGCACCCCGUCCCGAUCGAAUCCACACUCCUAGACAUUGAAAUCGCCAAAGCUCGAAUGAUGCAGAUGAGCCACACAAUCAAGUUCAAAUCAGACCAAGCACGACAGGAUUUUGAAUGCCUAGUAGACAUGUUCUAUCAUGCCACGCUUAUCUACACUUACCGUGUCUUUCCCAACACCAUAUCUCCCGACAAAUGCAUACAAUCUUCGCUCGAUGUGCUUCUCGACCACGCGCUACCCCUAUCAUGCAGCCCCGCCGUCGCGCAGGACCUAGUAUGGCCACUCUUCAUCACAGGUACAGAAUCUAGAGGCAACCCACAGAUGCAGAACCUUGUCGAGACGGCCAUGAUGAACGUGAUCCGAAUGAGUGGGAACCUUGAUCGGAGCCGCGUUCUUUCUUUCCUCAAGACCUUCUGGUCGUUGGAUCUCGAACCUGGUACUACCUGGAUUCAGUAUGCUCGGGACAGGUGUAUCGACUUUAGCUUUUUGGUGAUACUUUGAACAUCAUUGUGGGUUUGUUCAAUGCUAUUCCUGUUCUGUAUAUAUUUAUGAUCGAAAUAAUAUGAGAAUAAAUACCAAUG
Aspergillus vadensis CBS 113365 is the source of this 1705-nucleotide messenger RNA. RefSeq names its product Zn(II)2Cys6 transcription factor. Gene Ontology annotation, biological process: positive regulation of transcription by RNA polymerase II. Gene Ontology annotation, cellular component: nucleus. NCBI's taxonomy places the organism in Eukaryota, Fungi, Ascomycota, Eurotiomycetes, Eurotiales, Aspergillaceae. Gene Ontology annotation, molecular function: transcription cis-regulatory region binding; DNA-binding transcription factor activity, RNA polymerase II-specific; zinc ion binding. The transcript is spliced from 2 exons. The record is from RefSeq and is a predicted model, not a curated record. The coding region runs from base 171 to 1625 and encodes 484 amino acids.